AUGCCGAAAUAUACUAAAAAAAAUCGUCCUCCUCGGAGUACGAUGGCGAAAUCAGGCGCUGAUGAUUGUGCAUCCAUUGAUGAUGGUGUUAGUUUAUGUUCAAAUAUUUCUGAUGGAACAAGUAUUUAUGAUGAUAGUGAAAUUGGUUUCUCUUCAGCACCUGAUCUUAUUAUUUCAUCUGAUAGUCUCGAUGAAAAACUGGAUAUGUCAAUUGAAGGACUUCGAAAUAAAGAUUCAAGAACUCGCGAAGAUUCAUUACGAACACUUCAAGCUUUAUUCUCACAAAAAUACAUAUACGAUUUAGUGUCUAGCCGAAGUGAAAAUUUAACUGAACAAUUAGCAACAUGUCUAAGGAAAAGUAAUGAAUCAGAAGGACGACUAGCAGCUAUAGUUACAUCACUAUUUGUGAUACAACUUGGUGAAACAAGUGAUGAAUUAUAUACAAAAUUUCGAGAUGCUAUUAUGCCAAUAUUACGAGAUGAAUCAAAAUCGUCAGUACUAAGAAAACACUUUGCUAAAGCAAUUGGAAUUAUUUGUUUUAUUGCCUGUGAAGAUAUUUCAAUGACUAUUGAAUUAAUGAAAACAUUGGAAACAAUUUUUUCUCGAUCAUAUCUAAAUGGCGAUGGUAUAUCACCUAUCUUAAAUCAUGAUCUACAAGAUUUACAUACAGCUGCACUUUCAUCUUGGUGUUUACUAGUAUCAACAAUGCCAAGCAAUCUUGCACACGAAUUAGUGCGAAUAUACGCCCCUGAAAAAAUUCCCGGUCUUAUUGAAUCAAAUCAUGCUGAAUUACGUAAUCAAGCAGGUGAAGCAGUUGCUAUUCUAUAUGAAAUAGCACGAGAUAUAAAAAGUAUAUUUGCUGAACCGCCUGAAUCAUUAUUAUUAAUAUUAGAAAAAAAAGCGAAUGAAAGUGCAAAAUAUAAAGGAAAAAAAGAAAAACGUCUACAGCAUGCUACGUUUAGAGAAAUUUAUAACUCAUUCGAAGAAGGUACUUCACCAGAAUUCGAUGUUAAAUUUGGUCGUGAAGUGUUAGAAAUCACUUCAUGGACAACUCGACUUUAUUAUAAUACACUCAGUAGUAUAUUGGCUGCCGGAGUGAAUGUGCACUUAAAAGAGAAUGGAUUUCUUCGUUCUAUUUUCAAUUUGGACGAAUUGGAUAUGGAAGAAAUUCAACAAUCGAAAGGCAAUCGAUUUGAACGACAACUAGCGAAUAGAAGCGCAUUCAAAAUUCGUACUCAAGCACUGAACAAAACUCGUGCUAAUAAAGUGACACGUAGUCAAUAUGAUGAUUAA
Molecule: messenger RNA, 1293 nt
Organism: Rotaria socialis
Lineage: Eukaryota; Metazoa; Rotifera; Eurotatoria; Philodinida; Philodinidae
Source: the annotation of a GenBank genome assembly